Molecule: messenger RNA, 6633 nt
Organism: Ficedula albicollis (Collared flycatcher)
Lineage: Eukaryota; Metazoa; Chordata; Aves; Passeriformes; Muscicapidae
Gene: RFX7
Product: regulatory factor X7
Exons: 9
Coding region: 160-4287 (1375 amino acids)
Biological process (GO): regulation of transcription by RNA polymerase II
Molecular function (GO): RNA polymerase II cis-regulatory region sequence-specific DNA binding; DNA-binding transcription factor activity, RNA polymerase II-specific
Source: RefSeq, a predicted model, not a curated record
CUUUUUUCUCUUUCUUCCCUCACAUCUAGCAAAACUGUACAAUCUAAAGUGGACUGCAUUUUGCAAGAAGUUGAGAAGUUUACAGACCUAGAGAAACUCUACCUCUACCUUCAGCUGCCUUCGGGUCCCAACAAUGGAGACAAAAGCGAUCAGCUCUCCAUGUCCUCCAGCCGUGCCCAGCAGAUGCACGCCUUCUCCUGGAUACGCAACACCCUGGAAGAGCACCCCGAGACUUCCCUUCCCAAGCAGGAGGUGUACGAUGAGUACAAGAGCUAUUGUGACAAUCUUGGCUACCACCCAUUAAGUGCUGCCGACUUUGGAAAGAUCAUGAAAAAUGUCUUUCCAAAUAUGAAGGCCCGUCGUCUAGGCACAAGAGGCAAAUCAAAAUAUUGCUACAGUGGACUGAGGAAGAAGGCUUUUGUGCAUAUGCCAACACUGCCCAACCUCGACUUUCACAAAACUGGAGAUGGGUUGGAUGGAGCAGAGCCAUCGGGGCAGCUGCAAAGUGCUGAUGAGGAGGUCGUCUCUGCAGCCUGCCGCCUUGUUUGUGAAUGGGCCCAGAAAGUGCUGAGCCAGCCUUUUGAUACAGUCUUGGAAUUGGCUCGUUUCCUUGUCAAAAGUCACUAUAUUGGUACCAAGUCAAUGGCAGCUUUAACAGUGAUGGCAGGGGCACCAGCAGGAAUAAAAGGGAUCCCCCAGCCCUCAGCUUUUAUACCUACUGCUGAAAGUAAUUCUUUUCAACCACAAGUGAAAACUCUGCCAUCUCCUGUUGAUGCUAAGCAGCAGCUGCAGCGUAAGAUCCAGAAGAAGCAGCAAGAACAGAAACUGCAGUCUCCUUUGCCAGGAGAGUCUCCAGUAAAGAAAACAGAAGGCACUGCAACCAAUGGUGUGACCAGUAUAUCUAAUGGAAGUCCUGCCAUUCUGUCCCCUCCACCUAUUGGCAUUGUUGUGGCUGCUGUCCCCAGCCCCAUACCGGUGCCAAGGACUAGGCAGUUGGUGACAUCUCCAAGUCCCAUGGGAUCGUCUGAGAGCAAGGUCCUGCCGCUCAAUGUUCAGGUGGUCACUCAGCACAUGCAAUCAGUCAAGCAGCCGCCAAAGACUCCCCAGAACGUUCCCGCCAGCCCCGUUGGUGACCGCUCUGCCCGGCAUCGCUACCCGCAGAUCCUACCCAAGCCAGCAAACACCAGUGCUCUCACCAUCCGCUCUCCCACCACGGUGCUAUUCACCAGUAGCCCAAUCAAGACUGUUGUGCCAGCUCCACAUGUGAAUUCCUUAAAUGUGGUAAAAAUGACAGCAAUAUCUCUUGCCCCGAGCAGCAGUAGUGUGCCCAUCAAACAGACGCCUUCAGUGAGCACUAGUGCAGGAGCAGUGGAAGAAGGGAGGACUGGUCCACAGAUCAAAAAUGGAUCUGUUGUUUCACUUCAGUCUCCAGGAUCUAAGCCUAGCACUGCCGUCGCUACGCCUGCAGUCAAGAUCAAAACGGAACCAGAAGCAUUGCUGGAUGAGAACUCUGCACAGGGCCAAGAGAGCUCUGACAUGUCUAAAUCCAUAAAGGCAACCCCUGACCUGCCUCCUGCACAGCUAAUUAAUUUUGAGGUUGCAGCCUUGAAGGUUUCAACGGAUGAUGUCAUGGAGCUAAAACCAGGUAAGGGCUGUGAUCAGGAAGCUGAAGAAGCAGGGACCAAAUAUAAGACACAGUCUGAUGAAAUCACACCAGUUUCUUCAGCAGGCAAUAAUCAAAACACUCUUAAGAUCACAGUUGCCAGUCAAAACUUGUCCAGCACCAGCAUCAAUUCACCUCCUACUGGUGAGUCUAUGAUUAAAGACAAAACAUGCACUAAAAGUCCAAGAAAGCGACAACCUUCCACACUUCAGGAUUCCCAGUUACCACCUGUAAAGAAACCACUAGUGGAGCAGUUUGCAGCUGGUAAUGCUGUGGAGAGUCAAAAAGCUAACAAUGUUAAGAAGGCUCUGAAGGUUGGAUCAUUAGCUAACAGUGACAAUACAGCAACACUUGCUCAAGUUCCCAGCAAGGUACUGGUGACCGUACCUGUACCUUCUACAGCUGCUGCAAACUUAACAACAGACCUUUCUUUGAGCACCAAUUUAAAUACCUGUGAUCCUGCUUUAGAACAGCAGCUUGCAUCAGCAUCAUCUCCAGAUAUAAAGGUAAAAUUGGAAGGAAACUUGUUUAUCAUAGAAAAUGAUUCAAAAUCUGAUGGCAGCUUUAACCCAAAUACAUGGCACCAUAUCACCAAAACCUCUGACUUUGCAUCUGUGAAUUGUGAUCAACAGCAAGAUAUCAGUGUUAUGACUAUUGCUGGGCACUCUGGCUCUAGUGACUUACAGGAAUCCGCGUGGGAGCCGGUGCACUGUGAAGGUAUACAGCAGGAUGUGUACAGCCAGCAGCUACAGAGCCAGAUCCAGGACUCCUUGGAUCAAAUACAAGCACAGUCUUCAAAUCAGUUACCUCUGCAGUCUGAGCUGAAAGAGUUUGAGCAUACAGUCCCUCAGUCAAAUGAAAACUUCUUUUCAUUUGAUGACGACCUGACCCAGGACAGCAUUGUGGAGGAGCUGGUGCUCAUGGAGGAACAAAUGUCCAUGAAUAACUCCCAUCCUUAUGGUGGUUGUCUGGGAAUGACACUUCAGACUCAGGCUGCAGCUCAAGGAGCUCCUGUGUCAUCUCAUCCAAGCAGCACGCACUUUUACCAUUCGAUCCACAACAACAGCACUCCAAUACACACUCCCACCCCCCCCCCCACCCCGACUCCCACCCCCACCCCGACUCCAACACCCACCUCUGAAAUGAUUGCUGGAUCUCAGAACAUGUCGAGAGAGAGCCCUUGUUCAAGGCUGGCUCAGACGACUCCUGUAGACAGCGCCCUAGGAAGCAGCCGGCACACGCCCAUUGGCACACCCCAUUCCAACUGCAGCAGUAGUGUCCCUCCAAGUCCUGUGGAAUGCCGAAACCCGUUUGCAUUUACUCCCAUCAGCUCUAGUAUGGCUUACCACGAUGCCAGCAUCAUAUCAAGUAGCCCUGUGAAGCCAAUGCAGCGGCCUAUGGCUACCCAUCCUGACAAAACCAAGCUUGAGUGGAUGAAUAAUGGCUACAGUGGGGUUAGUAAUUCCUCAGUUGCAAAUCAUGGCAUCCUUACAAGCUACCAGGAGCUGGUGGAAGAUCGCUUCAGGAAACCUCACGCUUUUGCAGUUCCCGGCCAGUCAUACCAGUCUCAGCCGCGCCACCACGACACUCACUUCGGCCGCGUGACUCCUGUUUCACCUGUGCAGCACCAGGCAGCCCCUGUCAGUAGCACUACCAAGCAGGAGGGCUUUGCUGUUCCUGCUCCUUUGGACAACAAAGGAACUGGUUCAUCUCUCAACAACAGUCUGAGAUGCCGGAGUGUGAGCCCUGCUGUCCAUCGCCAGCGUAAUCUCAGUGGAAGCACUGUUUACCCUGUGUCAAAUAUACCACGCUCUAAUCUGACACCUUUUGGGAGUCCAGUGACUCCCGAAGUUCACAAUGUAUUUGCUAAUAUCCAUGCAGACACCAGUGCCAAUAACAUAGCACAGAGAAGCCAGUCAGUCCCCUUGACUGUGAUGAUGCAGACGGCCUUCCCAUCUCUUCAGAAACAAACAAACACUAAAAAAAUAACCAAUGUGUUGUUAAACAAACUUGAUUCUGAUAGUGAUGAUGCAGUGAGAGGUUUGGGAAUGAACAACAUGCCCUCAAAUUACACAGCCAGGAUGAAUCUCACUCAGAUUUUGGAGACAUCCACUGCUUUUCCUAGUGCCAACCCACAAAGUAUGAUCAAUUCCAGCACUUCAGUUUAUGAAUUCCAAACACCAAAUUACCUCACAAAAAAUAGCAGCACCGAUCAGAUCAGUUUUUCUUCUGGAGAUAACCAAGCACAAUCAGACAUCGGAGAGCAGCAAUUAGAUUUUAGCAGCACUGUAAAAGACCUUUUAGGGGAGGACAGUCUGCCAACAAACCAGCAGCUGGUGAAUCAGGUGGCAUCAGAUCUCAAUAACGUUGCAUCUGUCUUUCCCAGCGACAUCAGGUUGUCUUCCGAGCUCUCAGGCAGCAUUAACGAUCUGAACACUUUAGACACAAAUCUACUGUUUGAUCCAGGUCGUCAGCAGGGACAAGAUGAUGAUGCUACACUGGAGGAAUUAAAAAAUGACCCCUUGUUUCAACAAAUCUGCAAUGAAUCCAUUAACUCAAUGACUGCAUCAGGUUUUGAGUGGAUGGAGAGUAAGGAUCAUCCUGCUGUUGAAAUGUUGGGUUAAUCUUGUUUUAUAAUAUGUAUGUAGCACACUGUAUCUAACAGACAGACGUAUUGUAUUUGUCUUAAUGGAAGUGCCUCCCGCAGCAGAAACACUUGCUAUGUAUUGUGGCAUUUUUAAAAGAAGUUUGCUGUACCUGUUGCUCAUUCUUCAGUAAGUAAAAGGCAGUCUUACCAAUUUUAAGCAAAUCUCUGAAGGUGAUGGGCUAUCAAAGAGCCAGUAUUAAAAUUUGAAAUUUGGAGUGUUUCCCAUUCAACAUUUCUUGUUUUAGCAAAUAAAGAAGUGGUUAAUGGCAGCCAGUAAUAACAGCUAUGGUUGAUGCUUUGGGAGGGUUUUAAUUCAAGCUCGUUAGUAAGCUUUCCGUACUUUGUAUUGGUUGUUACUUCUUAGUAGGUGAUCUUUACUUUGUCAUCCAGGUUUGAAAUGCAGGGUGCCUGCAGGUAGGUGAGGUGGUGGAGAGUGGGUACAAGUGGACCAGGUGACAUGCAGAUGCCUGAUCAUUGUGUAGCUGUCUGGAGCACUGCUCGAGGGUGAACUUUGGGAAAUCUCUGUAGCACUGGUGCCAUUGGCAUCUCCAGUAAAAUGCAGAGAUGGGAAAAGCUAACAGGAAUGAUCAAGGAAAAAGAUGCACUAAAUUUUUUUAUUUAAGGGAAAUAAAUCUAUGUAGUUAUUUUAUCCAUUAAUAUUCAUGACAUAUUUGAUAUUUUAGUUCUCAUGUUAAUGUUUUUAUAUUAGAUAAAAUUAAUGCAAAAAGAUUUUGAGCACUGAGAUUUAAUCUAGGCAUAACCCCCUAUUUUAAAGUGAUAGGUACUGUUUAUCAAUGCUAGAGAAGGAACAUGAUAUUUUCCCUCCUUUUUUCCUUUUUAAAUAGAGAGCUGCUGGAGCUCAUUAAAAUACUGUUUCUAAACGUUACUCUUUUUUUUAAGUUUGCUCUUUCCUAACCCAGUGGAGGGUGUAGGAAGAUGUUAUUUUCUCUCUAUUUCAGUAGGUUGAGCUUUUCUGUCUUUCUUGCUCAUUCUCUUUCUCUCAAACAAAAGAUUAUUAAAAUAUUAGAAAAUGUGGUUAAUCUAAAAAUAUUUCAUGUAGAGCCAUAAUACUGCCAGGCACUUUACAGAUACACGAUAAGACCCAUGAUCUUUCUUUUGGUAAAACUUCUUUUAAAAGAAGUCCUUACUGUUUUGGAAGCCUGAAUUCUGUUUUCAAAAGUGAUUUGACAGGGUCAAUGAAUCUUAUUUUUUUAUUAUUUUUUUUUAAAGACAAAGUGCUGCCCCUCUGGAAAAUGAGAAUUAGACUUCUGUCCCACUGGUUCAGUCAAACCAAAAAGACCUUUUGUUUUAUCAGCAUGGCAUACAUGGAUCUGUAGUGGUCAAAAGAGAGAGGUAUUUACCCAGCUAUGGCCUUGAUGCUAGAAAGAGGACUUGCAGAAGCAGGUUUUUACAAAAGAAGUGGUGCACUGAGUAUGCUACAAUACUAUCCCUUAAGCCUAGUAUAAAAUGGAUUACUUUUUCCUGUGACUUGACACAAAGCAGAAAAUAGAGAAGGAAAUAUUUUCUUCUUUUGCAUUUCUUUGAUGAAUGGUCAUGAAGUUUAUGAAGGGGGAGAUUCAGUAAACCCCACUAAGAUUUCUCUAAGGGGAAGAUGCUGAGAUUUUUCAUGUGAUUUGUGUUUUUCUUUAAGUGUCUUGGUGGUCUCCUGUUUCUUCAGUUUUUGAAAAUGACUCGAGAUCCCAGUACUGGUCAAUUUUUUUUGGCAGUGCUGAUUCAACUUGUGCUGCUGCAUUGGCACUGAAGGUGCUGGUAUAUCAUGGCUUCUCUUGCCCUUGCCCCAAUUCAUCACUAGUUUAUGGCUUCUUCUGCAGGGACAAACAGUUGUGCCAAGCUGUAGCACCUUAGGGGGGCCUGAUUUCACUGUGCUUGCAUCAGAAGAUUUGCCACUUCAUCAGGAACAAACCUGGAGAGUUCUGAUCCCUCCUUGAAGCACAAGGGUGUUGCGAUAAUGUAGUUUGCUUUAAGACCAAGUGACUCUUCCAAGGCAAUGGGGAGGAGACAAAGAUGGAUAGUGACCUUCUGCCUGUUGUCCUGCCAGGUGUCUGUCAGUAAGACUUGAACCAUUUUUCUUGUAGACUAAAGUUGCUGAAGGCAGGGCUUGGAUUCUGUAAUUGCCCAUGGCCUUUUGACAGAGAUGUGCUGAACAUCCUCUCACCCUGGUGAGAGGAUGGGUCUGAGAGACACUCAGCACCUUUUUAUUUCUGUUUUCUGACCCUGUGUGAAGUGCCAGCACUACUGUGAAUAGGUGAAACCUGUUUUGAAUGGAGCGGGGAGGGUCCCUUCCAACUCGGCGGUUGUGUGA